AUGGCUUCCUCCGAUAUCGCAUCGGCUUUUGCGCCCGACCUCCUUUCGCCCUCCACCGUCUCCACGUUCAACAAGGAGUACGAGUCCAGCGCACCGUACAAGCACGCCGUCAUCCCCGCCCUCAUCGACGAAGACCUCCUCAAGGCAACCCGGCAAGAAAUUAUCUCGGAGCUGCGAUUUGCCGAGAAGGAAACCGACAUCUAUAAGGUGAAUCAGACCGGUGAUCUGGCCAACCUCGAUGGACUUCCUAAGGAGGAAGCCGGCAGGUUGCAGAACCUUCUCCGCGUACGCAACGCUAUCUACUCGCAAGAGUUCCGAAGCUGGCUGCAAGGCGUCACGGGAUGUGGGCCGCUGUCCGCAAAGAAGAAGGACAUGAGCAUCAACGACUACCGUCAAGGGUGCCACCUGCUGAACCAUGACGAUGUCAUCUCCACACGCAGGGUGUCGUACAUCCUCUACUUGCCAGAUCCGGAGCAGCCAUGGCAGCCUGAGUGGGGCGGUGCGCUCGAGUUGUAUCCUGUCAAGACAAAGGGAACACCAGACGAUCUGCCCAGCAAGAUCAUCCCUCCCAAGUGGAACCAAUUCACAUUCUUCACCGUGCAACCGGGCCACUCCUUCCACUCGGUCGAAGAGGUAGUUCACCCAAGUCAGUCUCGUCUCAGCAUCUCCGGCUGGUUCCACCGGCCGCAAGAAGGCGAAGAAGGAUUCACGACUGAGGACGAAAAGAAGGAGGCAGAAGUGGAAAAGGAGAUGAGCAGUCUCGAAAGCUUGUCCGCCAAAGAAAACGCCAAACAGUUCCAAGCCUACCCGGAACACCUGGAGACGCCUCUGCCCGGUUCGCCACUCAGUCAGGACGAGAAGAAGUUCCUGUUGCAGUUCCUCAACCCGGCGUAUCUGGUGGCCAAGACGCAGGAACAGCUGUUCGAGCAGUUUGGAGAUGACUCGCACAUCUUGCUUUCGGACAUCUUGAAGAAGGAGAUCGCACAGCCACUGGAGAAGGCGUUGAGGCAGUCGGAUGCAAAGGAUGGCUUCCAGUGGUGGACCGCGGGCAAGGGGGAAGAGUCGACGCGGAUCCAAUCGCACGGUGUCGGAACGGACCGCGCCACCGAUGCCAACGACGAGGCCAAGCAAUGGAAUAUCGCCGGACCACCGCACAAGCAGCGAUACGCCGUACUGUCAGAACAGGCUGCACCAGCCAAAGCAGGCGAGAUCGCAUCUUCUACCGCCAUUGUCCCCAACCCACUCCCCACUGACGCAAGCACACUCCUGAAACUGCUCAGCACGGUGCUCUUCCCAUCGGACGCAUUCCGACACUUCCUCGCCAACAUCACACAGCUCGUACCGCUAGGCGCACGCCCCAUCGAGGCUAGGCGCUUCCGUCCCGGUCUCGACUACACGCUCGCCCGGUCAGACACGGAGCCUGUACUCGACGUGACGCUCAACCUCACCCCCGAUGCCUCCAAGCCUUCGCUCGACGAGGAGCGUAAAGCCGGUCCACGAGGUCUCGCCGGCAAAGCCAAGAAGGGAAAACCAACGCCACCAAAACCAUCUUCAUCCAAGCUGCUGUCGCUGAAGCAAGCCAAAGACCUGGCAGCGAAGUGGGAGAGCGGAGACAUCGGUGGCUGGGAAUGCUACAUGGCGCCGCACGAAGGCGAAGAAGACCCUGCCGUCUACCAGAGCGGCAACAGCGGCAAGAAGAAGGAGGCGAAUGGAGAGGAAGCCGAUGCCGAGAUGAAGGAUGCUGACAACGAAGAGGAUGAGGAGGAAGAGAUCGUGGAGAUGAUCGAGGAUGACGGGGAGGAGGAGGAUGAUGACUUUGACGGCGUGCUGUUGAACCUGACGCCGAGCUUCAACACGUUGAGCGUGGUGCUGAGGGAUGAGGGCGUGAUGCGGUUCGUCAAGUAUCUGGCUGCCACGGCGGGCGGAUCGAGGUGGGAUGUGAUUGGGGAGUACGAGAUCGGCGCGAUCGAGGUCGAGGAGGACGAAGAGAACGAGGCUUGA
Messenger RNA from Pseudozyma hubeiensis SY62, 2001 nucleotides. RefSeq names its product PKHD-type hydroxylase. Gene Ontology annotation, biological process: regulation of translational termination; peptidyl-proline hydroxylation. Gene Ontology annotation, cellular component: cytoplasm. The record is from RefSeq and is a predicted model, not a curated record. NCBI's taxonomy places the organism in Eukaryota, Fungi, Basidiomycota, Ustilaginomycetes, Ustilaginales, Ustilaginaceae. Gene Ontology annotation, molecular function: L-ascorbic acid binding; peptidyl-proline dioxygenase activity; iron ion binding. Bases 1 to 2001 code for a protein of 666 amino acids. The transcript has a single exon.